GGGACAGUCACUUAACAUGUCAGGACGACAGGGCUUGUGGCAUCUGGCCUGAAGCCUGCCUGGCUCAGCGUUAACUCUAUAUAUGCAGUGGUGGUCAGGGAGUUUAGGUGUGAGCUACAGAUGAGACGUAGAGAGGGGAACUGGGUUCAAUGAGCUUCUUAGGAGCUGCAGUAGAAGGAACUUGGGGUGCCAGAUGAACCGUCUGACCUCACCCAUGCUGCCACGGGCCCUGGCCCAGGCUGUGCGCACAGGACAUCUCAGCGGCCGAAGCCUCCAUAGCAGUGCAGUGGCAGCAACAUACAAGUAUGUGAAUGUACAGGAGCUGGAUAUGGACAUGAAGUCUGUGACUGACCGUGCAGCUCGGACGCUGAUGUGGACAGAGCUCAUCCGAGGACUGGGCAUGACCCUGAGCUACCUCUUUCGGGAGCCUGCCACCAUCAACUACCCAUUUGAGAAGGGCCCACUGAGUCCACGUUUCCGGGGGGAACAUGCACUGCGCCGCUACCCAUCCGGGGAGGAACGCUGCAUCGCCUGCAAGCUCUGUGAGGCUGUCUGUCCUGCACAGGCCAUCACCAUUGAGGCCGAGCCGAGAGCCGAUGGCAGCCGCCGGACUACACGCUAUGACAUCGACAUGACCAAGUGUAUCUACUGUGGCUUCUGCCAGGAGGCCUGCCCUGUUGACGCCAUUGUGGAGGGCCCCAACUUUGAGUUCUCCACUGAGACGCAUGAGGAGCUGCUGUACAACAAGGAGAAACUGCUCAACAAUGGGGACAAGUGGGAGGCCGAGAUCUCCGCCAAUAUCCAGGCUGACUACCUGUACCGGUGAUCUGGCCACCUGGCUGAGUCCUGUGGCCCCUGCUGCCCAUAAAGAAGCUAUGAUCCCACAA
Messenger RNA from Alexandromys fortis (reed vole), 887 nucleotides. RefSeq names its product NADH:ubiquinone oxidoreductase core subunit S8 (gene Ndufs8). Gene Ontology annotation, molecular function: NADH dehydrogenase activity; 4 iron, 4 sulfur cluster binding. Gene Ontology annotation, biological process: mitochondrial electron transport, NADH to ubiquinone; mitochondrial respiratory chain complex I assembly. Gene Ontology annotation, cellular component: membrane. The transcript is spliced from 7 exons. The record is from RefSeq and is a predicted model, not a curated record. The coding region runs from base 194 to 826 and encodes 210 amino acids. NCBI's taxonomy places the organism in Eukaryota, Metazoa, Chordata, Mammalia, Rodentia, Cricetidae.